Molecule: messenger RNA, 840 nt
Organism: Sorex araneus (European shrew)
Lineage: Eukaryota; Metazoa; Chordata; Mammalia; Eulipotyphla; Soricidae
Gene: ALKBH7
Product: alkB homolog 7
Exons: 4
Coding region: 94-753 (219 amino acids)
Biological process (GO): DNA damage response; fatty acid metabolic process
Cellular component (GO): mitochondrial matrix
Source: RefSeq, a predicted model, not a curated record
AUCGCCGGAGAGACUCUGCGCAGCCACAGUCAAUGGCUCUGCGACGGGGGCGUUACCCGGCCCCGGCAGCUACCACGACCCCGCUCCAGGGCCAUGGCCGCCGGGAGCGGGCGACUAGCGUCGCCUGCUUUGGGCUGGGUGCGGGGCUCGGGCCCGGCCGUGUUGAGCCGCCUGCGCGACGCUGCCGUGGUGCGGCCCGGUUUCCUGAGCGCGGCCGAAGAGGAGACGCUGAGCCGUGAGCUGGAACCCGAGCUGCGUCGCCGCCGCUACGAAUAUGACCACUGGGACGCGGCCAUCCACGGCUUCCGAGAGACUGAGAAGGCGCGCUGGACAGCGGCAAGCCGGGCCAUCCUGCAGCGCGUGCAGGCAGCUGCCUUUGGCCCUAACCAGACCCUGCUGUCCUCCGUGCACGUGCUGGACCUGGAACCUCGGGGCUACAUCAAGCCCCACGUGGACAGCGUCAAGUUUUGCGGAGACACCAUCGCUGGCCUGUCCCUGCUGUCUCCCAGCGUCAUGCGGCUCGUCCACACCCAGGAACCUGGGGAAUGGCUGGAGCUCUUGCUGGAGCCAGGCUCCCUGUACAUCCUUAGGGGCUCAGCCCGCUAUGACUUCUCCCACGAGAUCCUUCGAGAUGAAGAGUCGUACUUUGGGGAUCGUCGGGUAGCCCGAGGCCGCCGCAUCUCAGUGAUUUGCCGCUCCCUGCCAGAAGAUACAGAACCCGGGGAGCAGGGACAGCCACCCCCUGCUUGCUGAUCCCUGAUACUCCCCUUCUCUCUCUGCUUCCAGCUUUUCUGAGAUCCUGAACUGGUAAAUAAAGGUGGAGAAGGUGGAGGAUGAAAA